AUGCAUUUCGCCAAAGCUCUGCUGUUUACCGCUGCGGCUGUCGCGCCCUUCGCAUCCGCUGCAGCGCAAGCUGAACCAACCACCACCAUCACCGUCAAGGUGGUGAGCGUUGGCGCUUCUUCCACUCCUACACCAUCCCCCACCAGCAGCGUCGUCAGCGUGACUCCAAGCAGCAGCAGCCCCUCCAUUCGACCCACCGGUGGCAUCUAUCUCCCCAGCUCCGGCCGCUGGAACUCAACCAGCUCUUCGAUCGUCAAGGUGACAGUUCCUGCCACCGUCAGUGGCCCCUCCCAGACAAACGCUGCUGCCUCCGCGAUCUCGUCGGCACCAUCCCAGGGCGGCGCCGCUUCCUCGAUCAACUUCUCCGGCCCUCUGACUGCUGUUGCCAUGGCUCUCGCUGGAUUUGCCAUGUUUUAA
Molecule: messenger RNA, 417 nt
Organism: Aspergillus pseudoviridinutans
Lineage: Eukaryota; Fungi; Ascomycota; Eurotiomycetes; Eurotiales; Aspergillaceae
Product: putative extracellular serine-rich protein
Exons: 1
Coding region: 1-417 (138 amino acids)
Source: RefSeq, a predicted model, not a curated record